AUGGCGCGAAUUGAUUCUAGACACCUUCUGAGCUCGGCCAAAAAUCAAAUCACCAUGGUCCAUUCCUUUCAACAACGAAAACGUCAACAAAACGUAAAACACCUUCUAAAAGCCACAGGUCUACAAUUACAAUUGGCUUUCACCAUGCCUGCCACUUUUAACGAUCUCCCACCAGAGGUUGUUAAUAUCAUUGCUGGGUUUUCAAAACUUGAAGAUAUUGCAAAAUUACGUCGAUUGAACAAAACUACAAAACGUACAAUUGAUUCAUUAAAAAUAUGGGAGGAUGAAGUAUUUGAGAAUUGGUUGAAUUUUGUAGAUCAACAAGGUUAUGAUUCAAGAGUUGAUAAUUGGUUACUUCAUAAAAAUGAUAAGAAUAAACCAAAAUUAAGAAAUUUUGCUAAAUAUUAUUGUAAGAGAAAAAAUAUUGAUAAUUCUGUUAUAAGAAGUUUGAAAAAAAUUGUUGAUAGUGCAAAUCCAAAACAUGUUUUAGAUUCAUGUUGGCGUAUCACUGAAAAGGAAUAUCUUGUGACUCCAGUAUUAAGAAGUAUUAUUAGAGAUCCACAUAAUGAAAAUAAAAUAUCGUUAAUUUAUUUCGCAUCAGAGAUUUUAAAAUCAAUUCGUCGUGCUACAGUUUAUGAUUUAAUUGAUAGAGUAUCAAGAUUAAGAAAAGAUGUUCCAUAUAAAAGUGUUUUCCCCAAUCUUGAAGAAAUCCUUCAUAGAUGGUCUUAUAUUGAUCCUGCAUAUGAUCAAAUAAGUUAUGCAAGAACAAGACGUUUCUCAGAGGUGAAAGAUGAAUUAAAGCACAGUCCUACAUUUAUUAAUUCAACUUCAACUGAUAAAGUUGUUCGUAUAUUUCAAGAAGUUCAUAAUCUUAUUUAUGGUCAUUAUGAAAGUAUUCCAAGAGGUUCAUUUAGAUUUUUAGAAAAUUCAUCAAUUGCAAGAGUUUAUGCAAAUGAAACUGAUGGUUUACCCAUUAUGACAGUUGCAAUUGUUGAGAAAAUUGCUAUGGAUUUCGGUAUAAAUGUAACUGUUGUUGAUCAUAGUUUACAAGGUGAUAAAUUACCUAGAUGGUUUUUAAAAGUUAGAGAAGAAAAAAGAACAAUGUUUGUUUGGAUUGAUGGGUUAUCAUAUAAUGAAUGUCCAAAUUAUCGUGAUAUGAGAAUUGUUAGUGGGAAUGGUACAAAACUUGUUGGUAAAUUUCAAUCCUUAUUCAAUGUUACUGAAAGAAGUGCUAAUGAUGUAGUUAAACCUGUUGGUUUCAAAAACACAAUUGAAUUUUUAUUACAUUGGUUAAAUUUUAGAUUAUCAAUUGUUUUCUCAAAACCACCAAAUAAUCCAUUAUAUAUGAAUUUCCCUUUUUCACAUACACAUUUUGAUGAUAGAAUUUUAACUGCUGUUAAUAAAUACCAUGAUGUUGUUACUCAUAAUGCUUCAACUCCAUUGGAUUCUGAUACAAAAUAUCAAUCAUUGAAUUUCUUUACAAGGAAAUAUCCAUUUGAUUUAGCAAUUUUUAAAAAUAAAAAGAUUUUCCAAAAUUUUUCAUUAAUGAAACAUAAAAAAAUUGCUUAUAAAGAUUCUUUCAAUUAUUUUAAGAAUUUGAACUUAACUUAUAAUGCACCAGAUAAUGUUAAAGCCAAAUUCCCAAAUGUCAAACCAGGUGACUAUGUAUUUGAUCCUUGUUAUAGAGGAUUCUUUGGUCAAGGAACUAAUUCGCUUGUCAUUGGUUAUUGUCUUGAUACAAAUACACGUGAAACAAAUUUGUUGUUACGAAGUGCAAGUGGUGCUCGUUAUUAUUUGGUUAAGAAGAAUAGAAAAUUUAGAAGGCAUGGGAAUCGUGAUGUGAGUUCCGUUAUUGCUGAUAAAACAAUGGGUUAUUUUUACAAAAGUUAUGAUCCAAGAACAAAUAAAUUUAUUCCGUCACGUUUAUUUAAAAAUCAAAGAUCAAUUUCGCAUACUGCUGAAGAAAAUGAGUAUAAUCCAUUUAAUGAUGAAUUUCAAAACCAUUAUACAGAACAAACAAGUGAAUCUGAACCUGAAGAAGAUGAGGAUGAUGAUGAUGAUGAAUUUUUCUUAAACCCACUUAUGAAUCCACUCAAUGCUCUAAACCCAUUUAAUCCAUUCAACAUCAAUAAUCUUCAUAAUUUACUUGCUGGUAACUCUGAUGAUGAUGAUGAUGAUGAUGACGAUGAUGAUGCAGAUGCUAUUCGUCAUUUCAUUAACCAUCAUGUUCACAACCAUGACCACAAUCACUCUGAUGAUGAUGAUGAUGAUCACGAUAGGGGAGAUGGGAAUGUUAGAGAUGUAGAAACUGUUACACAGGACAUAAGACUUCUUGUUCAACUUGGUAUUAUUACAGAGUCAGACGCUGAAGAAGAAAUAUUUAGAUUGGAAGUAGCUGAUGAUAAUGGAUUUGAUGAACAGGAAAUGAGAGAACAAGGUUAUUUCCCAAGAGCUAGUAUUCUUCCAUUCGUUGAUGCUAUAUGGGAAAAUUUUAACAACAGUGGUAGUGAUAGCGAUAAUGAUGAUGAAGAUGAUGAUGAUACAGAUGCUAGAAAUCAUAAUCAUAACAACAAUCAUAAUCAUAAUCAUAAUAACAAUCAUUAUCAUAAUCAUAAUCAUAAUCACAAUCAUUCUAAUGAUGAUGAAGAUAGAGGGGAUGAAAAUGGUUUAUAUCCAAAUGGUAGAAAUGCAGCAGGUGCUAUACGUGAAAUAAAUAGGCUUUCUAGUAGGGGUUUAAUUACAGAUUCAGAUGCUGAAGAAGAAUCAUUUAGAAUUGAAGUGGCAGAUGCUUACGGAUUUGGUGAACAAGAAAUAAGAGAUCAAGGUUAUUUUCCAAGAUCUAGUGUUAGGCCAUUCCUUGAAUCUAUAUGGAGUAAUAUGAAUAAUAGUAAUGGUGAUAGAGAUGAUAAUGAAGAGGAUAAUUCAAACCCUACAAACAAUAACCACAAUAAUAAUCAUAGCCACAAUAAUAAUGACAAUCAUAACCACAAUCACUCUGAUGAUGAUGAUGAUGAUGAGCUAGAUGGUUUAUAUCCAAAUGGUAGAAAUUCAGAAAGUGCUGUACAAGAGAUAAAUAGACUUGCUAGUAGGGGUUUAAUCACAGAAUCAGAUGAGGAAGAAGAGGUAUUUAGAGUUGGAUUAGCAGAUGCUUAUGGAUAUGGUGAACAAGAAAUGAGAAAUAUAGGUUAUCGCCCAGGACAUAGUGUUAUGCCUUUCAUUCAUUCUAUAUGGUAUGAUAUGAACAAUAUUAAUGGUAACAGAGAUAAUGAUGAUGAUGAUGAAGCCAGCGAAGCCGACUCUGAAGGAAAUGAUGAAGAUGAAUCCGAAGAUGAAAAUGAAACUGAAACUAUUCCUGAUGUUACUGCUGAAGAAGCUAGAGAAGCAAGAAUAGAUUUUGCGAGACAAUUCGCUGAAGGUUGGAACAGAAGAAUGCAAGAUCAUGGUAUGGGUGGUAAUUUUGUUGAAGUUACACCAGGUAAUUUUAUCCGUAGUGAUAUGCUACCACCUGGGUUUCAACCACCAACUGAACAAACACAAUCGCAACAAAGAUCAACGACAUCUCAACCUCCAAGACCAACCCAACAACAGCAACCUUCAAGACCAGCUCAGCAACAACAAAAUACUAGUCAAACUACUAGUCAAAAUCAUGGAUCACAACAAAGAAGUUCACAAACACAAACUGGAACAUCUACAGGUCUUGAAAACUUGUUUGGAUCAAUCCCAGGAUUCCAAUUUGGCUCAUCAUCAGUGCCUCAACCUCAACCUCAAGCACAAUCUCAACCUCGUCCACAACCUCAACAACAACCUCAAACACAAACACAACCUCAAUCUCAAGCCAAUCCAUCAGCUAUACCAAGUGUAGCAAACCUUAUCAAUUCAAUUCCUGGAUUUCAAUUUGGUUCUCGUUCACCAUCGAGACCAUCUACACCUCAAACAAAUCCAUCCCCAAGACCACAAGCUAAUAGUAAUAACAAUAAUAAUACUAUACCAACUGGAAUUGAAAAUUUAAUUAAUUCAAUCCCUCAAUUUAGCUCCCCAUCAAGAGUAUCAACACCACAACCUCAAUCACAACAAUCAAAUCAAUCAAGACAAGAAUCAGAAUUAGAUAAUGGUGUUAAUAAUUUGAUUGAUUCAAUUCAAGGAUUUCAAUUUGGUUCACAAUCCAAUUCAAGACCUUCAUCACAAGCAAGACCUUCAUCACAAGCUAUACCCUCGUCACAACCAAGAGUUCAACAACAACAACAAAGAACUUCUUAUUCUGAUUCUGAUUCUGAAUUUGAAAAUGAUCCAGAAUCAUUAUUUGGUCUUGAAUGA
Hansenula ciferrii is the source of this 4314-nucleotide messenger RNA. RefSeq names its product Mitochondrial distribution and morphology protein 30. The transcript has a single exon. Bases 1 to 4314 code for a protein of 1437 amino acids. NCBI's taxonomy places the organism in Eukaryota, Fungi, Ascomycota, Saccharomycetes, Phaffomycetales, Wickerhamomycetaceae. Gene Ontology annotation, molecular function: protein binding. The record is from RefSeq and is a predicted model, not a curated record.